This is a messenger RNA of Lichtheimia ornata, 1176 nucleotides long. RefSeq lists its product as uncharacterized. The record is from RefSeq and is a predicted model, not a curated record. The transcript is spliced from 3 exons. Bases 1 to 1176 code for a protein of 391 amino acids. NCBI's taxonomy places the organism in Eukaryota, Fungi, Mucoromycota, Mucoromycetes, Mucorales, Lichtheimiaceae. Gene Ontology annotation, molecular function: metal ion binding.
AUGGUUUUAUGCAAGUUCUUUCAAGAAGGACGCUGUAAUCGCGGCAACUCGUGUAAUUUCGAGCACGUUAAUCCACGUAGCCAGUCAGACAAGUACAAUGAAAGCUCUAUACGAUUAAGUCUUCAAGAUGAGCGACCUAUUUGGCGUCUCAGCGUAUUCGGUCCAGCCAAGGAAGAGCCAAACCUCAUUGUUGGUACAGAUCUCUCCUGUGAAGAAGAUCGUAUGCUGUACCACAUGAGUAUGAGAGCAACAGGCAACGCUACUCAAUAUAUACAAAAUCAUGAAAAAGCACAGCAACAAAUGGAUCAACAAGUGAAUGCAAUCCUUCAAAAUUCCACUGCAGCCAUACAACAUUAUGAAAAGCAAAAGUCAAGUAAUACAACAGCGUUUGGCGGUGGCCCUAUGAGUGGAAAGCAAUUUGAGCCAUUCCACGGAGGGGGAGGAGGGGGAGGAGCCUUUGGUGUCUCAUCUUCUUCUGGUUUCGGAAGUGGUGCCUUUGGUCAAAAGCCUGGAGGAGGAUUUGGAUCCGGAGGAUUUGGAUCAACAUCAGCACCUGCAUUUGGUGGUCAACCAGCAUUUGGGUCUACAUCAACUAUAGGCACUGGUGCUCCUGCUUUUGGAUCUACAUCAUCACUCGGUUCUGGUGGCGCAGCUCCUGCUUUUGGGUCAACAUCAGCUCUUGGUUCCAGUGGUGCUGCUCCUGCUUUUGGGUCAACAUCAGCUCUUGGUUCCAGUGGUGCCGCUCCAGCAUUCGGAUCAACAUCAGCUCUUGGUAGUGGUGCUCCUGCUUUUGGGUCAACAUCAGCUCUUGGUUCCAGUGGUACAGCUCCAGCAUUUGGGUCAACAUCUGCACUUGGUUCUAGUGGCGCAACUCCUGCUUUUGGAUCAACAUCUACUCUAGGUUCUAGUGGUACAGCUCCAGCAUUUGGAUCAACAUCUGCACUUGGUUCCAGUGGUGCAGCUCCAUCAUUUGGUUCGACGUCGACACUAGGGAUAAAUAACAAUAAUAGUGUUCCUGGCUUUGGUUCCACAUCUACCCUUGGUAACAAUAGCAGUAGUUUUGCCCAACAACAAUCCUCAUUACCCGACAAUGAUCCUGCAGCGAUAGCCUUCAAGCAAGAUCGCUUUGUAUAUAAACAAAUCCCAGAAAUUGAACCACCCAUGGGCUUACGGUAG